Messenger RNA from Coccidioides posadasii C735 delta SOWgp, 2716 nucleotides. RefSeq lists its product as uncharacterized. Gene Ontology annotation, biological process: mitotic DNA replication checkpoint signaling; mitotic G2 DNA damage checkpoint signaling; DNA replication initiation. Lineage: Eukaryota; Fungi; Ascomycota; Eurotiomycetes; Onygenales; Onygenaceae. The record is from RefSeq and is a predicted model, not a curated record.
CUCGAAUGCGUGUCUAAUCCCCGGCGCGUCGAAGCUCAUUCAGAGGAAGAGGCAUGGAUGAUGAUUCCAUUGUCCCGGAUAUGAAGCAUGGCAGAGGAUGUAGCACCAAACAAGGAGCAGCCCCUCCGGGGCGUUAUUCUGUGCUGUACCUCCAUCCUUCCAGAGACGCGGUCGCAAUUGGCCGCAAUCGCAGGGCAGAUGGGCGCUGUUCACAUGUUUGACCUUACCUCCGACGUUACCCAUCUGAUUGUCGGCGAGACGAAUACUCCAAAAUACAAAUAUGUGGCUAAAGAGCGGAGUGAUGUCAAAGUCCUGAGGCCAGAGUGGAUCGAGGCAGUUCGGUCAUCAUGGCUGUUGGGCGGAGAUACCGACCUCCAUGCUCUGGAAGAAGAAUAUAAAUUACCAACGUUUGCAGGACUAUCCAUAUGUCUCACUGGAUUUGAGGACCUGAAUUUUAGGAAUCACUUACAGCGAACGAUUGCGAAGAACGGCGGGGAAUUUCGGCGAGAUUUGACAAAGAGUGUUACCCAUCUCAUUGCACGUUCUGCAGAAGGGCAAAAGUAUAAAUUCGGGGUACUAUGGAACAUCAAAAUAGUAGGGUUGAGGUGGCUCGAGGAUAGUUUAGAGCGAGGAAUGGUUCUUGACGAGAGUCUCUACGACCCAUUAGUCCCCGAGGAAGAACAAGGCAUUGGUGCAUGGAAUCGAACGGCUCCAAUCCAGGUGGAAAAGCGACAAAAUGUUGCGGAAGUUGCAUUUCAGCGUCCUCGAAAACUCCGGCGGGUUACAAGUGUAAAACUUGGUGAUCAAAACGAAGGAAUAUGGACAGAAAUUAUGGGAAACAAUUCCGCCGGCGGCAACGAACAGGGCGUUUACGAUGGUUCGGCUGAUGCAACACCAAAGCCCAGGGCAAGUGCUAUAAUCCAAGAGACUAAGUCCUUCGCAAGCGAAACAACCCUCCCUGAACGAAGAAAUAGCGUAGCCCAGGAUGCACUAGCGCCACGAUUCCAGCCUGCAGAGAAGGCGCUCGGAAUUUGGUAUGGAGCCCAGUUCUUUAUAUCUGGGUUUACCACGAAGCAGACCCAACUGUUACGAGAUCACCUUAUAUCGAGGGAUGCCGAAAUUGUCUCUUCUAUCGAUGACCUCUCUAUAGGCGACGGAGGGCCAGACCCCAAGCAAUAUAUACUUGUACCUUACAAUUUACCUCAGUCCGAUAUCCCAUCUACCGCCGACUCCGAGAGUGAAGCCCAUGUUGUUACGGAUAUGUGGAUUGAAAAGUGCAUUCACAGCAACACGUUUGUGCCUCCUGAAGCGCAUAUUACAAGCACUCCGGUGCCUCGGUUUCCAAUCCCAGCAUUUCAAAGUUUAAGAGUUUGUUCUACAGGAUUUACGGGAAUUGAUCUCUUGCACGUAUCUAAACUUGUUACGCUACUAGGGGCGACGUAUGAUGAAUAUUUCACCCAAAAAGCAUCAGUUCUGAUAUGCAACACGACAAAACCGAAUAGCGAGAAGCUGAGGCAUGCCCACCAAUGGAAUAUUCCAGCUGUACUCGCCGACUGGCUUUGGAUCUCUGUUCAAACAGGGGAGAUGAAAGCCUUCGAACCAUACUUAAUAUCCGGCCGGGACCCUUACAGCGCUGGGGGACAGACCAACGAGAUCAGGAGCUUGGGAGGGAGCCGGCAAACUGAACCAAAAAAGCUGCAAGGUCCUUCAGGUCAACAGCCGGAAAGCCGAAAGCAAGAUGAAGGGAGUUCCAAAGAGGAGCCCAUUUUAGCCCAUGACGCGAGCCUCGAACCUGGUUCCCACGGCUCCCCGGCAAAAAAAAUGCCAUCGCCUCCGCCUACUUUAGAACUCUCAAAAGCUGACAGCAGUGAAGACAAACCCGCAACCUCUUCCAGAUCUUUGGACGUGGCUAUCAGCGAACUGCUUCGGCAAACACGAAGUCGUGCUAAGCAAUCGGCUGAGAAAAGCGCUAAUACUCAGCGUCGCAGACAAUUGUUUGGUCGUGCAAAUUCCAAUUCAUCACUGCUAGGCAAUAAGGAGCGAAUUUCCCGUGCCUCCUCUAUUGACACUUUGAAUGAAGACGGUUACGGCAGCGUCGUUGACGGUUUUAAUAGUCCUUCUGUAAAGGGACAUAGCAAAGCGCCGAGUUUUACGUCCCUUGCGCAACCAACAGCUGCACUAAAGGGUAAUUCAGAUCCAACCGAAGCACAACAAUUAUUGGAAAGUAGAUUGAACCUGCUCCGCAACGGGCUUGGGCAGUAUGAUGCUGAGAGAUAUGAGUUCGAGGAAGAAGAGACGCCGCCGAUGACGCAGUUGGGCUACGAAGCUCCUGACGCUGUGGCGAUGAGGGAGAAGAUAACCCGGAGAGCGAGAGAAAUGAAUGGUGCUGAGGAAAAUACGGAUGAUAGGCAGGAAGGAAAGAAUAAAAAUGACAACGGUGGUCGAUUAGUUAUCGGCCAACUGAAAGAUAGCGAGACAUUAGCCAUUUGGGGAGGUGGGAGACGCACGAGGUCUAAGCGGACGUCCAAUGGAGAUGAAAUUUGAGGUUUAAGACCAGCUACAAUAGAGCUUAGAAUUAGAUACUGCGACUCUCUUAACCGGUGUUGUGGACUGGGGCUGGCGUUGAUUUCAUUUUGGAUAACCUAAAUGCGGAGUAGAUCGUUGCGUUGGUAUGUUGAGAACGGACAGGCGAUCUCUCUAUAUCAUAGUUCCAGAC